Cydia fagiglandana is the source of this 1619-nucleotide messenger RNA. Its product is annotated as gem-associated protein 8-like. The transcript has a single exon. NCBI's taxonomy places the organism in Eukaryota, Metazoa, Arthropoda, Insecta, Lepidoptera, Tortricidae. The coding region runs from base 22 to 897 and encodes 291 amino acids. The record is from RefSeq and is a predicted model, not a curated record. Gene Ontology annotation, biological process: spliceosomal snRNP assembly. Gene Ontology annotation, cellular component: SMN complex.
CUAGUUAAUAAAAUUAAGAAAAUGUCUUCUGUACCCGAUAGCAAAUCUCAAAAUAUUAAUUCCUCUAUACCCUCAAAACAAAGCAAGAAACGGAAACGUAGAAACAAAAAUAAGAAUAAAAACAAACAGUCUGUCUCGAAGAAAAAAAUUUUCAAGUACAAAUCUGUGAAUAAUAGUGCAUUUAAAUUGUCUAAACUUAUGUUUACCAUGUCGUCUUGGGCAGAGCAUUUCACUUUUGCAGCUACUUGGCAAUUGAAACACCAGAUGGCUUACUGGAAAGCAAAAGCAAAGUCUUUAGAGUAUGAAAAUAGUGUUCUACAUGACAUAAUUCGUAAAAAUCAGUAUGUAACUCGUGGUGAAAACUCGUCUACUACAUGUAAAAUUUCAGGAUCUGAUGUAGACAGAGAAAAUCAUGAAGAUGAAGAAGAGUGUAACGUGAAUGAAAGGCAUAGUCCAAUAAGAGAAGGUAAACUGGGAGAAUGGCAAGAUGCAGAAAGUACUAACUCUCAAACUAUGUUAGUGGACAUGCAAUCAGAAAGUGAGGAGGAAGAAGACAGUUCAGAUGAUAACCAAGAUUUAGAAGUAAGUGAAGAAUUCAUGCAGUUUUUGAUGAUAAAUGCCAAACACAAGGAAGAACUGAGGUUAGAGCGUGAACAACAAAAAGCAGCACAAGAGCAAGCCGAGUUAGAAGAAAGAGAGGCUCAGCUGAGAACGCGACGGCACUACGGCUUAUCAGCCCAAGAUCUUUAUGGAGAAAGAUGGCAGAAAACUGCUGCAAUAGAGAUGUCAAUGAAAUGUGAUUAUAUGGCAGAUAUUGACAAAAAUACACCUGCAUUCUGGCCUGUGAUACCAUUUAAUUUUAAUUCACAUUAUUCAUACUCUAAUCAAAACUUUUAAGUUAGUGGCUAAGUACUUGUUGGAUUUAUUAAAUAUAUUGAGAUACCAGACGCUUUCUGUUAAUUAUCUUGCUGACUAAAAGCGUCUGAGUAAAAACGUCCCAUAAAUAUUCCAUUCUCUGUCCUUCUCAGCAGAAAGAGUCUAGUGACCAGAUAAUCUAAAAACCCCUUGCUAAAAUUGCUCCUGUUAAUGAUGUAGAGCCAAAAUAUAUCAGAGAUAAAUAGGAAAUUGUAAUAGCUAUUUGUUUUACAAAGGGGCUAAGUUGUUCUUUAACCCCUCAUGCUAAUAUUGAUACCCAAGCUAGCAAAAGUUUCCAAAUUGAAAAAAAAAUCCAAAUUCGAAAAUGGCAUCUUCAGCACUGCUAGGGUUUCAGGGCACAAGGGCUAAAUAAAUAUUGCCACCUACUGAAGCACUAAAUUGUUCGUCACACUAAUGCGGGAGAAAUACUAAUCCAAAUGAAUGCUUUUAAAAAGUAAUCAUUCAAAAUCAUCACUUAAAAGUCAAUUCAAUCAGCCUAAAUGAGAAAACAACUCAAAGUCUGCAUCAAAUUAGUUAGCCACACUUAAAAUGCAACUUUCGCAUCAAUUUUUGGAGUAUCAAGAGAGCCUUUACCAGUUGGUGUGGUGAAAUAUCUUUUGUGGCCAGUCUGUUAGGCUUAACAUAAUGGGUAUUUCUAAUGGAAAUGUAUUUAAAAAGAAUAAACUGCAAUUGAAUUUCUUUAA